Messenger RNA from Mustela erminea (ermine), 2139 nucleotides. It is a transcript of the gene ZNF846, whose product is annotated as zinc finger protein 846. NCBI's taxonomy places the organism in Eukaryota, Metazoa, Chordata, Mammalia, Carnivora, Mustelidae. The transcript is spliced from 7 exons. Gene Ontology annotation, molecular function: RNA polymerase II cis-regulatory region sequence-specific DNA binding; DNA-binding transcription repressor activity, RNA polymerase II-specific. Gene Ontology annotation, biological process: negative regulation of transcription by RNA polymerase II. The coding region runs from base 537 to 2090 and encodes 517 amino acids. The record is from RefSeq and is a predicted model, not a curated record.
UUUCCAUUCUGUUGGCCUCCCGCAGGGCGCUCAGCCUCCGGGGUUUCGAACUUCUUGGGGUGGUCGGGAGUCGCGGCUCCUCCUCCCCACCGGCACACAGCGCCGGAGGGACUGAGGCCGCCCGGGUCUCUCCGAGAGCCUCUGUCGGCUCCGCCCGCGCGGGUUGGGGGCGGGGUCGUGGCUCAGGGACCGCGGAGGAGGUAGGGCCUUUUCUCCCUCCGGUGUGCUCCUCUUCAAAAGCUACGAGACCGCUUUGCCCCUUCUCCAGAGAAACGUGUACGCAGUGGUGGAAAACGGCCGCAGUGCCCUCUUUUCACUGACCUGGGGAUCGCGGGAGGUUCUGAGAUGGAUAGAGAGUGGUGUUUGAUGAUUGAGGGAAAAUGUCUAUUGCUUAAUGAUGGAUAUUGUGAACCAGUUACCCAGACACUCCAGUAUUCAAAGAGAAAUUGAGAUCAAGCUCUUAAUUUAAACUCAGAAGCUUCUCUGGUCUUCAGAGUGAGAUAUGGAAUAUUCUGGAAACACUAUCAGAUCACAGGAUGGAAGCCCUUGAUGUGAAUCAGGUGUAUGGUUAUCUUUCUCGGAACCCUUUCUGUCUUCCUGAGGGGAAGAUUGAGGAGGCAAAGAUGGUGGCUGGGUUACUGAUGGAUUCUUCUCAGCACUUAGUGACCUUCGAGGAUGUGGCUGUGACCUUUACCCAGGAGGAGUGGACUUUGUUGGAUCAAACACAGAGAGAUCUCUACAGAGAUGUGAUGUUGGAGAACUACCAGAAUCUCAUUAUACUAGGAUAUGAAUCAUGCAAACCUGAUCUCAACUCUCUAAUGGGAGGAGCAGAAGAGCUGAGGACAGGAGGGAGAGGAAUUCUGCAGGAAUUGGAUUUGCAGCUCAAAACUAAAGUUUUCACAGCCCUUCAGGAUAUUUCUUUGGAAAAAACAUCAAAUGGAAUACAAUUGGAGAGAAGCAAUGCUGGAGCGAAACAAUAUGGCUCUGACUUGUGUGGAAGAGCGUUUAGUGGACACUCAUUUAUGACUCACAGUAGACAGAAAACUUCUAAGGGUAAUCAGAAUGGAAAGGCCUUUAAAAAGAACUUUAUUUGUACUCUGCUCAAGGAAAUCCCCAUUGGGGAGAAAACUUCUGAGAGUGUCAAGCACGAUAAAGCCUUUGGUCAGUUUUCAGAUCUUACUGUGCACAAGAAAACUCAGACACGAGGGAACGUGUGUGAAUGCAAAGAGCGUCAGAGAACUUCUGUUAAUCAGUCACCCCUUAAGGCACACAGGAGACACCACACUGGAGAAAAACCCUGUGAAUGUAAAGAAUGUGGGAAGGUCUUCACUCAUUCCUCGUACCUUACAGAUCAUAGAAGAAUUCACAGUGGAAAAAAGCCCUCUGUGUGCAUGGAAUGUGGGAAAGCCUUUACUCGAUCCACAGGACUUAUUUUACACAUGCGAAUUCACACUGGAGAAAAACCAUAUGAAUGUAAGGAAUGUGGAAAAGCUUUUAUUCACUCUUCAUACCUUACAAAACACGUAAGAAUUCACAGUGGAGAAAAGCCAUAUUUAUGUAAGGAGUGUGGGAAAACUUUCACUCGCUCCUCAGGACUUGUCUUACAUGUGCGAACACAUACUGGAGAGAAACCCUAUGUAUGUAAGGAAUGUGGGAAAGCCUUUAAUAAUUCUUCAAUGCUUAGUCAACAUGUCAGGACACACACUGGCGAGAAGCCAUAUGAAUGCAAGCAAUGUGGGAAAGCUUUCACUCAGUCUUCAGGCCUUACCACACACUUACGAACUCACACUGGAGAGAAGGCCUAUGCAUGUAAAGAAUGUGGGAAAGGUUUUGCUCGUUCUACAAAUCUUAAUAUGCACAUGCGAACACAUACUGGCGAAAAACCGUACAAAUGUAAAGAAUGUGGGAAAGCCUUUAGGUACUCCACGUGCCUUAAUAUUCACAUGCGAACUCACACUGGAGAGAAACCAUAUAAAUGUAAGGACUGUGGGAAAACCUUCACUCAAUCUUCAGCACUUGCUAAACAUUUAAGAACUAAGGCAUGUGGAAAAACCUGUAAAUGUUCUCCAGAUCUUAGUAUUCACAUCUAAACUCAUCUGGAUAAAAAGUACCUUAUGAAAGUAAAGACUGUGUGAGAAA